CGGUUGGUUUGGUCCAGGCUGCACGCUGCCGCUGUGCACGUGCUGAUGUAUAUACACGCGUUUUUUACGGAUAUUUAACGUGUCAGUUAAAAACAGAGCGAAAUUCGCGUUAUUUAGAGAAAAAUCCUGAAGUCCGUGGGAAUUUAAAGCCUGCGGUGUGUUUAAGAGCCGAACAGCGGCCACAGCAGCGGGUGGCAGCCGGCACAGAGCGAGGGGAAGGCGGACAGUCAGCGUGGCGGCUGCGGCUGCGCCUGCGAGCUAAAGGUGUCCUCAGUGUUUCUCUGUGUGUGUUGAGGCUGACCGUCCGUCACCAUGCGGAAGUGUAAGAACUGCGGAGGGACGAAUAUUGAUGUGGAUCAGACACGUGGAGAUGCCGUGUGUAUGGGCUGCGGCUCCGUGUUGGAGGACAACAUCAUAGUUUCUGAGGUAACCUUCGUGGAGAACAGCGGCGGGGGAUCGUCUGCUGUCGGACAGUUCGUGGCAUCAGACGCUAGUGGAAAUGCCCCUUCUUUGGGAGGCAACUUUACUGGGAUGGGAAAGGAGUCCAGAGCCCAGACGCUACAGAAUGCCAAGCGGAACAUAAACCACCUGGGUCACCAGCUGCAGAUGAACCAGCACUGCUUAAACACGGCCUUCAACUUCUACAAGAUGGCGCUGUGCAAGCGGCUGACCCGAGGACGCAAAUCUGCCCACGUCAUCGCAGCCUGCCUGUACCUGGUGUGCAGGACGGAGGGGACACCUCACAUGCUGUUGGACCUGAGUGAUCUACUGCAGGUGAAUGUGUAUGUCCUGGGAAGAACCUUCUUGGCACUGGCAAAAGAGCUGUGCAUCAAUGCUCCAGCCAUAGAUCCCUGUCUGUACGUCCCGCGCUUUGCGCAAAUGUUGGAGUUCGGAGAGAAGAGUCACGAGGUGUCCAUGACUGCGCUGAGGCUCGUGCAGAGGAUGAAGAGGGACUGGAUGCACACGGGACGAAGACCCUCGGGCCUCUGCGGUGCAGCCCUGCUGGUCGCUGCUCGCAUGCAUGAGUUUCAUCGAACUAUCAAAGAUGUGAUCGGAGUGGUGAAAGUGUGUGAGGCCACACUGAGGAAGAGGCUAAGUGAGUUUGAGGACACGCCCACCAGUGAACUGACCAUUGAAGAGUUUAUGAGGGUGGAUCUAGACCAGGAGUGUGACCCACCCUCCUUUAAAGAUGGACUGAGGAGGGUCAGACUGCAAAAGAUCGAGGAGGAGCUGGCAAAGAAAAUAGACGAGGUUCAAGGUGAAAUCUGUGGCUAUCAGGAUGAAAUUGAGAUGGAGCUGGAGAGCAACAGGCCCAAAGCCAGUGGGAUUUACGCAGCUUAUUCGAAAAAUGAUGAUGCAGUGUCCUUGAUGUCGUCCAUCUGCACCGACAUUGAUGAGGAGUGUGAUGAUGAAGAGUUGCGGGCUGUUGCGUCUCACCUGAACAACAGCUCCUGCAGCAACGGGAAGCCAACGGGCGAAGAAGACGAGGAACGACAGGAUGGGCGAGACACACCGCUCAAGCGCCCCUCUCUAGAGGUCCUGUUGGGGCCGCUGCCCACUGCGGCCAGCCUGGGCCUCUCUGAAUCCAUCAACAAGUGUGUUGGAGAGGAGAAGGAGAAUGAACAUGAUGAUGCAUCAGUAAAUGGUGAACUGGAUCUGAGCGGGAUCGAUGAUGAGGAAAUUGAUCGGUACAUCCUGAACGACAAGGAGGUGCAGAUUAAAACCGAGCUGUGGUUGCUGGAGAAUGCAGACUACCUCAAAGAACAGAAAGAAAAGGAGGAAAGGAUAGCUAAGGAGAAGGAGCUUGGUAUCUACAAGGAAAAGAAGUCGCGGAAACCACCGCAGAAACGGCAGCCGAUCAACGCCAGCACGGCGGACGAGGCGAUUGAGAAGAUGCUGGAGCAGAAGCGCAUCUCCUCUAAAAUCAACUAUGACGUCCUGAAGGACCUGAACAAGUCUGCCCCGAAGAGCCCCUCCACCGAGCCCAAAGAGUCUCCGGCACAGGGAAACACCCGGAGACCCCCCGCUCGCCCACGCAAACCCGCCGACCCCUUAGCCGGCCUGCCCUUGCCUGCAAGCACCAUCGGAAAGAGGAUACGACCACUCAUUUCUGCACAACCCUCUAAGAAACAGGCCCUGGAUCAGUCAGUGUUGGGGACCCCAGUGUCAGUGCCUGCAGCCCCUGCCCAGAAUGCCGUGCUGGUGGAGAGUGGGCCGGUGGCGUAUGAGGAUGUAGGGGAUGAAGACGAGGAGGAAGAGGAGGAGCCUUGUGUUAGUGCUAUGCAGAUGAUGGGUGGCAACGACUACGGCUACGACUUUGAUGACGAUGACGGGUUCUAGCUCGGCUCUGUGUGAAGAAGGGGAAUGCUAAAACAGAGAAUACUGCUGGCACACAGCCAAACUCACUAUACUCCUUGCUGCUGCUGCUGACUUAUACUUGAAGAAACCUUAGUUUACACACACUCACAGAACACAGUGCCAGGGAAUUCAGGGACUGAUGCUGGAUUGUGCUUAACCACCUUUAAUUUAGAGUCACGCUCUGUGAAUGUGUCUGUGAGUAAGAGUGUGUGCAUGUGUCCGUGUGUGUGUUAUGUGAGAGUGAGAGGGAGAGGAUAAAGUUAAUGUGCAGUAAUGCUGGGGAUAAUCUCUUUUCGUCCUCGUCUGGCAUUCAUCAUCCACACAGACACAACAGUUAAUUAGGAUAUAUCUGCUCAUCAUUAAAAGCUCUGUUUCACUGUUAGCCAUCAAGUUGCACGGUUUACUUGAUUACUGCUGCCACUUUUGAAGCUCCACAGUUGACUGACAUGGCGAUCCACCAACCGCAAUUUAUUUAUGUAUUUAUUUAUUUAUUUUCGUUAACACACAAUCAGAAACAGUAGUAUGCAAUAGUCGGUAGGUCACAGUCUUUACCACCCACAUUUAGACAAAGAUUUUACACAAUCUAGUGUAUGUAUAAUUUGACCCGGGUUGGUUAGAUACCAUAUGGUGCUGAUUUUCUGAAUGAAAAUGACAUAUAUUAUACAGAGGCUUCACUUCAGGACAAAUGUAUGCACACACACAGACACACACACACACACACACACAUACACACUGUAGGGCAUAAUAAUAAGGUCAUAUUUGACAGACAUAAAUCAUAAAGCUGCUGCAUUCAUUUACAUUUAAUUACACCUGUAUGCACAGCCUGUGUGUGUGUUUGUACACACUUAAAUGCAUUAAAUGCACUGAGGGGUUUGUUGUAUGUGUGUGUGUGUGUGUGUAUGUAGCCUAAAUUGAGGCUGACAUCUCUGGGAGGUGUGUGUGUGUGUGUGUGUGUAUGUAUGUGUAUGUGUAUUCACUAACUACAUUAGAGUGAGAGAUGGCCUAAUGCAUACAGGUCCAUGUACCAUACAUCUAAACACAUUAGACCCUCCCCCUCUGAGGUUGUGUGUGUGUGUGUGUAUGCGUGUGUGUGUUUUGUGUGUGUGUGUGUGUGUAUGCGUGUGAGUGUGUGAGAAAGCCAACAGCGGUGAAAUCAUUUCAAAAGCCAAAGUGUCAUUAUUAGAAGGCCUUACUGUGUAUAUAUAGAUGAAUCAUAUUAAUGUUAAAUAUCUGCUGCUCUGCUCAUGAACAGUACCAGUCAAAAGUUUGGACGUAUCUUAAGUUCAAUUUUUUUUUUUUUUUUUUUUUUCAUUAUUUUAAAAUGUUCUGCAUUGUAGAUUAAUACUACAAUCAUUCACAGACAUGUGGAAUUGUUUAGUAAAAAAAACUAGAAAAUAUUAUAUAUUUCAGAUUCCUCAAAUUAGCACGCUUUUUUUUUAGUUUACAGUUUUGCACAUCUAAACUGGAUUUUCUCAGUCAGUUUUAUGAGGUAGAGUCACCUGGGAUUCAGGCUUUCAGUUAACAGCUGUGCUGAACUCAUCAAGAGUUAUAUACUUGAAUUUUUUGUCUCUUAAUGUUUAGUUUGAGAGCAUCGGUUGUGUAAAGUUGUGAAGAGGUAGAGUUGCAAGUAUACAGUGAAUAAUAGCUAUAUUUGAGUAAUAUUCUAAUCUAUAUUGGGGCAAGAACUAGUCAACUAUGUAAAGGUCAGUCAAAAAUGAUAUGAUGAAACUGGCCCUCAUCAGGACCGCCCUAGGAAAGGAAGGGCAGGAGUUUCCUCUCUUGUACAGGAUGAGUUCAUCAGAGUUACCAGCCUCAGAAACCGCAAGUUAACAGCUCCCCAGAUAAGAGCAUUUCGGUUUUGGUUUGUUUAACACUUUUAAGUUACUACAUGAUUUAUAGUUCAUAUUCUGGAUGAAUUCAGUAUUCAUUUACACUGUAGGAAAUGAGUAAAUUAUAAUAAAAAAAUAAAUAAAUAACUGAAAAGGUUUGUCCAUAUUUUUGACUGGUACUGUAUUUGUGUUUGAAUUUGAGGUUUAGUUCGGAACUGUUUGUUAUACUGUGAUGCGUUACCUUUUCAGUGUUAAUGCUGCAGUUAACUCAGCGGUGUCUGUAUAUAAGUGUAAAUAUAGAAUGAAAGAAUGGGAAAAAGGA
This is a messenger RNA of Astyanax mexicanus (Mexican tetra), 4509 nucleotides long. It is a transcript of the gene brf1a, whose product is annotated as BRF1 RNA polymerase III transcription initiation factor subunit a. NCBI's taxonomy places the organism in Eukaryota, Metazoa, Chordata, Actinopteri, Characiformes, Acestrorhamphidae. Gene Ontology annotation, biological process: transcription by RNA polymerase III; transcription preinitiation complex assembly; DNA-templated transcription initiation. The transcript is spliced from 19 exons. The coding region runs from base 313 to 2340 and encodes 675 amino acids. Gene Ontology annotation, cellular component: transcription preinitiation complex; nucleus; transcription factor TFIIIB complex. Gene Ontology annotation, molecular function: TBP-class protein binding; RNA polymerase III type 3 promoter sequence-specific DNA binding; RNA polymerase III general transcription initiation factor activity. The record is from RefSeq and is a predicted model, not a curated record.